Mizuhopecten yessoensis (Yesso scallop) is the source of this 4880-nucleotide messenger RNA. RefSeq names its product alanine--tRNA ligase, cytoplasmic-like. The record is from RefSeq and is a predicted model, not a curated record. The coding region runs from base 20 to 3025 and encodes 1001 amino acids. Gene Ontology annotation, biological process: tRNA modification; alanyl-tRNA aminoacylation. Gene Ontology annotation, molecular function: nucleic acid binding; amino acid binding; alanine-tRNA ligase activity. NCBI's taxonomy places the organism in Eukaryota, Metazoa, Mollusca, Bivalvia, Pectinida, Pectinidae. The transcript is spliced from 23 exons. Gene Ontology annotation, cellular component: cytoplasm; mitochondrion.
CAUUUGGAUAACGGUUGAAAUGACAAGCAGCCAUGUUCUAGCGAGUUGCAUCAUACCGGAUCAAGAUGAUUGCUUUUGUGACAUCUGUAACGGUUAUCAACAACCAUCAAGGAAAAAACAGUUGAAGAUGGACGCCUCGUUAACAGGUAACCAGGUGCGCCAGCUGUUCAUAGACUACUUCAAGGAGCAGCAGCACAUCUAUGUCCAUUCCUCCUCUACGAUUCCCCUGGAUGACCCAACUCUACUAUUUGCCAAUGCAGGCAUGAAUCAGUUUAAGCCCAUAUUUUUGGGCACCGUUGACCCAAACAGUGACAUGUCCAAGUAUGUGCGGGUGGUCAACUCCCAGAAGUGUAUACGUGCUGGAGGUAAACAUAAUGACCUGGAUGAUGUUGGCAAGGACGUGUACCAUCACACCUUCUUUGAGAUGUUGGGGAACUGGUCAUUUGGAGAUUACUUUAAGAAAGAUUGUUGCGCCUUUGCCUGGGAGCUGUUGGUGGACAGAAUUAAGAUGCCCAAGGAAAGGCUGUAUGUAACCUACUUUGGAGGAAAUGAAGCCAUGGGACUUGCCCCAGACAACGACACUCGGGACAUAUGGAUAAACCUGGGAGUUGCGGUAGACAGAGUACUGCCGUUUGAUAUGGGAGACAACUUCUGGGAGAUGGGUGAGACAGGCCCCUGUGGACCAUGUACGGAGAUCCAUUUUGACAGAAUCGGAGGUCGUGAUGCCAAACACCUUGUCAACAUGGAUGAUCCUGAUGUUCUGGAGGUGUGGAACCUUGUCUUCAUGCAGUUUAACAGGGAUACAGACGGUACACUACAUGACCUACCUAACAAGCAUUGUGACUGUGGUAUGGGACUGGAGAGACUGGUGUCAGUAAUGCAGGGCAAGACUUCAAACUAUGACACAGACCUCUUCAUGCCCAUUUUUGAUGCCAUCCAAAAGGCCACUGGGGCCCGUACCUACACCGGCCAUGUGGGUAAGGAAGAUGUUGAUGGGGUAGACAUGGCCUACAGGGUACUUGCUGACCAUGCGCGUACCAUUACCAUCGCACUGUCUGAUAGCGGCAGACCAGAUAAUGUUGGCAGGGGUUAUGUUCUAAGAAGAAUUUUGAGGAGGGCUGUGAGAUAUGCCACAGAGAAACUUGGUGCUAAACCAGGCAUGUUUGCUUCCCUCAUAGACACUGUGGUUGAAUUAUUGGGAGAUGCAUUCCCAGAAGUGACAAAAGAUCCAGAAGAGUUAAAAAAUAUAAUCAAUGAGGAGGAGGAGCAGUUCCUGAAGACCUUGUCACGUGGUCGGCGACUGUUGGAGAGAACUAUAGGCAAACUCGGGGACACCAAAACCUUACCAGGGGAGGUUGCAUGGCGGUUGUACGAUACCUAUGGAUUCCCGGUGGAUUUGACCCAGUUAAUGGCAGAAGAGAAAGGACUGAUGGUUGACAUGGAUACUUAUGAGGAGUGCAAGAAAGCAGCUCAGUUGAUGUCCCAGGGAUCAGGUUGUACUGUUGAUGACCAGAUCAAUCUGGAUGUACACGCCAUUAGUGAUCUACAGAAGAAGGGUCUGUCCCCAACUGAUGACUCGCCCAAGUACAACUACACCGCUGAUGAGGAGGGAAACUACAAGUUCGAAUCUACAAUGGGUAAGGUGUUGGCUAUCCGUCACAGUAAACAGUUCGUCGACGAGGUAACAUCGGGAAGGGAAUGUGGUAUUCUUCUGGACCGGACAAGUUUCUAUGCUGAGCAAGGUGGACAGAUAUAUGACCAGGGAUUCCUAGUCAAAGUGAAUGAAGAGGAUACAGAGUUUCAAGUACGGAAUGUGCAGGUUCGAGGAGGUUAUGUACUACACAUAGGCGUGAUUGUUGGGACUCUCAAGGUUGGGGACACUGUCCAGCUCUCCAUUGACGAGAGUCACAGAAUGGCUGUGAUGAAAAACCAUACAGGGACUCACAUGUUGAACUUUGGCCUCCGAGGAGUGUUGCAGACUGCUGAUCAAAAAGGAUCUUUGGUUGCCCCUGAUAGGCUUAGAUUUGACUUCACUGCCAAGAAAGCAAUGACGCCAGACCAAGUGAAGGAAACGGAGGAGAUAGUUAAUGUGAUGGCAGAAAAAAAUGAAGAGGUUUAUGCCAAGGAGACCAGUCUACCCGUGGCAAAGUCAAUACAAGGACUUAGGGCUGUGUUUGAUGAGACAUACCCUGAUCCUGUACGUGUGUUGUCUAUAGGAGUGCCUGUGGAGGACCUAGUUAGUGACCCUAUGGGACCUGCUGCCUCUCUUACCUCUGUAGAGUUCUGUGGGGGCACUCACUUACGUAGAGCAGGCCAUAUUGGAAAGUUUGUCAUAGUAACAGAGGAGGCUAUUGCUAAGGGAAGUAGGAGGAUCACCGCGGUAACAGGAGCUGAAGCCACCAGGGCCCUCCACAGGACAGAUCUUCUGGACAAGAAUGUUAAGAACCUCGCUGAAAAGUUUGACACAUGUCUUAAGACCAAGGAGCUGUCAGAGAAGGAGCUCACUAAGAUGAUUGUACAGAUGGAUGAUGAAAUCACCAAGUCUGUGAUACCAUACUGGCAGAGGGAUCGACUCAGGGCUGACCUCAAACGGCUCAAGGGCAAACUGGACGACCUUGACAAAUCAAGGAAGGCUGCAAUUACUGCUGAGGUUGUCGAACAAACAAAAAAGAUGAUUGAGGCCAAUCCAAACCAGUCAUUUAUUGUGCAUGAAUUUAAGGCUGGAUCUAAUGCGAAGUCACUGGAUGCUGCCAUGAAGCAGUACAAGACUUCCAGUCCUGAAACCUCUGCAAUGUUUUUCUCUGUUGAUAAAGAAGCUUCCAAAAUUUUGUGUAUGAGCUGUGUUCCUAAGUCGUCCGUGUCCAAGGGACUCAACGCCAAGGACUGGGUAAAUGAGGUUGUGCCUGUCAUUCAGGGGAAAUGUGGGGGCAAGGACCUAGCUGCUCAGGCGACUGGCUCAAACACAGACGGCCUCCAGGAGGCCAUCAACAUGGCAACCAAGUUCGCCCAAAUGAAGCUUGUGUAAAGGAGUUGGCACAUGUUUAUUUAUUGACCUUUUGACCUUUACAAGACCAAUUUGAAUGACACUGUACAUUACUGGAUGUACAGUUGGAUAUAUAGAGGUGAUGAGCAACAUUUCUACGCCCAAUAUGUACAAUAAACACAUAAUCGAGGGUACUUCCGACGGUAUAACAUUCUAAGUGCUAAAAACUUGUUACAGAUUACUUCUGCAAGGAAUAACUUUAUUAACAUGCAGUCAUAUUUGGUUUCGAGAGAUUUUUGAUAUUUGUAAAAUUUGAAUUCAUACCUCACAAUACGUAAUAACUUAAACUUUUAUUCUCUUUUAGUUGGGCAUGAAAUGCCCUUUGAGGAUUUUUGUGAUAUUUGAUAUUGCUCAACAUAGCUUUUUACAUAUAUCAACUUUGCUGAUUAUAUAAGAUUCCUGGUCUGCUGUUGAUGUAUAGUUUAGUUUGAGAAUCUCAUCAGUAAUUUAGUUUGAGAAUCUCAUCAGUAACAGUUAACUAUCUUAGUAAUACUGGAUGCCACGUUUAGAUGGAUUGUGACGAUGAUGAUGAUGAUGAUGCUCAGCAUUUCUCACCUCAGUAACAGGUCAGUUCACCCGUUUUCCUGUGCAGAAUGAACACUUCGGGACUAUUGCUAGUGUCAAAAAGAACAUUUUAUUUAUGAUCUUAUUAAAAGAGGAAUUAAUCAUCUUUCCUUGUGUAUGUUGCCCAAAGGAUGUUGGUCCCAAUAACAGGGGAAUGGGGUGUUAGAUGAGAAAUCAGUUUUUGUUCUGUUGAUAGUAAAGGUAGAAAUUGUUGCUAAGUUCAUGUGUACUAAAUCAGCAAGAAAUGCAUGUGUGAACAUAAAUCUGUGCAAUACAUGCUAGGUAGAGCAGAUGUUGGCUUUGAGAUACAUUGCUUUUGUUAAUCUUUAUAUAAUUGUUUUACUGUUGGAAGACCUGUUUGUUAAUUUAGGAUUUUUCCAGAUUCGUUUAGUGGGAUGCAAUUUAAUAUUUGAAAUAUUAGAAAAUGAUGGGUGGGACAGGGAUAUAUAUUUUUAGAUCAGAUCUUUUUAAUUUGAUAAGAGAAAAAAAUUGUCUCCCAGGAAUCACUCUAAAAAUUAGAGCACAGUCCUACAGAAUUCAGGUAAUUCCUGCUAAUCAGUAAAGUUUGUUGAAUGACUUGUUAUGUGAACAUUUAUAACAGCAAAGUUUAGUGUUACAUGCAUCUGCACAUUCGAUAUCGCUUCACUCUGAUGUUGUAAAGCUGUUCAGCACGAUGCCUUAUGUUUGAUAUUACAGGUAUUAGUAAAUUUUAGCUUAUAGUAUAGGGAUGGGAUGGUAAUCUAUAUAUGUUUACAUUUCCACUGCAAGUUCCUCAGUAAGCAUUACCAGAAGGAAUUACGUUCAUAGGGCUAUGAAUGGAAUUCGAUCAGCAUCAUUUUGAAGCUUUUCAUCUCGCCUCAAAAAUAUGCGAGACAAAUGUUACAGAUCUUCAAUAAGAUUCAUCAGUUUGGAAAUAUAUAACAUGGAAGUUUUACGUUAAGCUCAAACAAUGUCAAUGUACCUAUUAAACGUGUCGCGACAUUUCAAGACCGAGUGGUCCCUUUAAUACAUUAAUAUGUACAUUGUUUGUGUAUGAAGUAAAACUGUGAUAGAAUUUGUUACAGAUGUAGAAGCAAACAUUUUGUUAUUGAGAUGUAUAUUACAUCAUGCUGUUAGUGUCCCAGUCUAUUGGUGAUGAGCAGGCAAUUCCUACUUUCAUGACAAUAUCCUAGAUUGGCUUGCAAUUUUGUCUUAAAAUGUGUCCUAAAACUUGGUCCAAAUAAGAAUUAAGAUGCAAAUUAUAUGAUCAUCAUUAAAUUUGAUUAUCAAUGAA